Molecule: messenger RNA, 537 nt
Organism: Acanthosepion pharaonis
Lineage: Eukaryota; Metazoa; Mollusca; Cephalopoda; Sepiida; Sepiidae
Source: the annotation of a GenBank genome assembly
AUGCCCGUUUUUUCUUUCUUUCUUUCUUUCUUUCUUUCUUCUCAAAGAAAAAAAUGGGGAAUAUUCUUUUUCUCUUUCUUGCUACCCGCAACAAGAGCCAUGAUCACCCAUGUCCCGAAGGGACACAACGUAACGGGAGUUCAAUUCUCCUCCGAUAAAAGUAACUGGAGUGAGUUAUAUAUACGUAUAACCGCGGCUGUGAAUGAACCCGAUGUUCAGCAACAGAGUUCCGAGCUUAGGGACUCCUGCAAGGAGUUCAUGGAUAAAAUAGAAUCAUUUCACAAAAUUGUGUCUUCACUGAUUGAAGUGAUGGACAGUGUUGCCAAAGAAGUACAAAAGGAAAAGAUGAAAGCAAUUGGAUCAAGAAAUCUCUUGAUGUCUGUAACAAAACAGCGUGAAGAAGAACAGAUUCAGUUGAUGGCAUUGAUAACUGAAAAGAAAAUGCAGAUGGAACGACUUCGAAUCCAGCACGAAGCACUUUUAAAACAUGAACGAGACCAGAAUGACUUUAUUGAACAGUUUAUGCUGCAAAAAUAA